AUGCUAUCCAAGUCGCAAGUUUCAUCCUUAGAACAAGAUCGAUCCUUCGUUCGUGGAGUGGCGAAACAGCGGCAGCGGUUUACGCCUUGGCUGGAGCAGCAGAUCGAAAGUGGAGAUAUCGAUGGCUUAGAGUGGAUCGAUAAAGAUAUAGGGAUCUUCAAGGUUCCUUGGGUGCGGGUUGAUAAGCCCGAAUUCGAACUUGAAACCCAUGCAGAAUUGUUCAAACGAUGGGCAAGCCACACAGGGAAGUAUCGCCCCGGAGACCAACCAGACCCAUCCACCUGGAAGACGAGAUUUCGCUGUGCUCUUCGAAAGAUGCAAGAGAUCGUUGAAAUAAAGCGAAUGGGAAAUCUAGAAGGAACUAGACCGUACAGGGUUUUCAAGUUUGAGCCGAAACUGAAAGGUAAAGACAGAAAUUUAUGCCAAAUUUGCGUGCAAAAUAUCUUGCUCCGAGUUUUUUUUCUAUGUUUUAUUUUCCGUGUAACGUAUUUGUUCUGAUUGCAGGUCUGUUUGAUGUUAUUUCGCCUGAGCUUUUGCAAACCUUUUUUUCGUAUACAAAACCGGCUGUAACUUGCCACCAUGUGCUCUUAAAAAGAAAAGAUCUUUUAUCAGUGAAAAGACCAGCUAGAUACGUAGACCUUUGUGAAACUCACUUGCAGGUUAAUUGAUGGGUAGAGUAAUUUGUUAUUAUAUACAAGCAUCGCAGUGUACCUUAUCAAGUCCAAACGUAACUGGUACCUGAACUUUUUAUAGCUUGUCAUUACUAUUCAGACAAGUGAUCAAGCAAUGCGCUAGAAACCUUUUGAAGGAAAUUGGUAAACAAAGCGAAUAAAACCGGGGAAAAAGGCAUCUAUGGUUUAAGCCAAGAGCGAAAAAUGGUCUGGGAUAAACACAGAGAAUAAGAUGUGAUGAUAUGUUUGCCAUUUUCGGUCAAAUGCGGCGGUUACGAGGUCGAAGCGGUAUUAGAAGUUGGGAUUAAAAUAGAAGAAAAAAAGUGGCCUUUCUUGAUGCGGAAAUUAAGAUUGCCAAACACUCAAGUAAAUAGUUAAACACAAGAGGAACAAAAAGUCUUCCUUUAUUGUUUAAAACUUCCUCUCACUUUUUGAUCUUAGUUCCUUAUUCGAAUCCAUGGCGUCGAUUUUCUUUUGAGGCGGCUAUAUUAAGUGUCAUGUAAUUGUAUUAUAUAAGAAUUAAAUAAAGAAUUAAAAAAGGGGGCGAAAAAAGGGGUAAGGAACGUAAGUCUUGAAAAACUGUAUGAGCUUCUUCAUUGCUUUUUCUCACUAACAAAAAACUGCAUAGAAAAACCCAUAUGUUUGUACAUGUUUACCACUAAGAGUUAUCUGCGUUGAAAUAGUGUGUUUAAGGUCGCCAACCUUGCAAACCGCAGCGUUAGACAACAAAGCCUUUCUUUUCGCUACCUCGAUACGCGUGUGUCCCAAUUCUUGAAUUCCGGAGUGUAGAUUUAAAAUAGUGUUUUAUUUACUUCAAUAAGUAUGUUUUAAACUGUUCGUAAAAGAGCCGCAAAAGAACCGAAAUUUAUCUUUGAAAAUAAAAACACGAGCAGUGAUGAUAGCUAGACAAGGGGUGGAUAGAUUCGGCACGUGGGGGGAUGGAAGGCCGGAUGUUAUAAUCACUAAUUCAGUGAAGAAUACAAUAGCCCGAGCAUGGGGAUCUAUAAUUACCAGGGCCUGUUUCUUUAGAAUGGGGAGACAGUGUUGUAUGCCUUUUGCCAGUUUCCAUCAAUUAUUUUUGGUCUGCUUUUCUUUCUUUCCUGUUUUUAAUGUAUCUGCCUAAUAUUUAUUUUAAGAGUCAGAAAAAAAAAAUGAGUGUUUAGAACUUUUUCAAAAACCGCGUGCCAAACUGUUGAUUCAAAACGUUAGGUAACGAUAGCAAAGGUUAUUUGCCAUAUGUGCCUUUUUAAAAGCUUCAACAAAGUGUAUUUAAUUAGCCAUAAUCCGAUUUUCACCUCCUUGUUCCGCACAACAACACGUCAUCGCCCAGCUCCAAUCCUUUUAACGAUAAUUAACUUUAAUGUCUCGUAUCUAAGGACCACCUAAACAGUGGAAUUUGCUGAUAAUAACUUUUAAAGAUGGGAAUCACGUAACUGAAUUUAUAGGCUGGGAUGUAUGACUUGAGAAAUGCUGAGAUUGCGCUUAGUGGACGUCUAAAACGAGUGGAUUGUAAAAACAAAGAUGCCUAUAUCUAGGAAUGUUCGCCGGAAGUUCUAGAAAUCGUGAAAAGCACCCCAUGAAAUUCAGUAACUCCUUGAAUAGGCUCCUGUCGUCAUUUAUUCUUUUAUCUAGCAACACGUGUUUACCUAGACUUUUCUGUUUUGAAAUUCACUUUAUCAUUGUAGAUGUUUUGUUUUGCUAAAUUCCAGUGCAUUGUUCAUUAUCCAAGGUGAUUCAUUGUCUUCAAUGAGGAAAGUUUUUGGGUAGAUUCUUUCGUCGGAUUCCUGCACAAGUAGGGUUAAAUAAACUUAUCCGUGAGAGAUGUGGCUUUUGGUUCUCUGUUCACGUUUCUGUACAAUAUCGCGCACCACUAAUUUGUUGAACAACACACUGUGUAUAUGAAGACAUGACUGUUCUUUUUCGUCCCUAAGGAUAAAAAAAAUAACAUCAAUUGAAUAUUUGGCAUAAUUCGUGGUCGUCUAGAGACAAAGCAAUACUGGUGUUAUAAGAGAGUGAAUUGAUGAGAACGACAGUUUUGCAUGAUUAAGAUCCGGUGGCCGUAUUGUAUAUACUGCCAAGCUACUGAAAUCUGGCCAGAAAAAUUAGAUACAUCAAUCAUUUUUUUAUCCUAAAAGAAAGGUGCAUUAAUGACGAAGCUGAAGCAAAUCGUUCAUUUUUCACCUCAGAAGAGGUUUUUUUUUUAAACUUAUUUAAUUCUGUAUCAAGGUAUUCUUCUAUUAACGAUCUCCUGAGAAAACCAAUGUUCGAUGGCCUUUGCAACCAUAAAAAGUUCUAAGGUGUCCGCUCAUAGUUUCUAAUGUUAGCCUUGAACUCUACGAUGGAGUAGAGAUCUUUCCGUGAUCUGAGCGAAGGACCUGAACUCGCGAGGUGAGGUUAUAUCAGCUAGAUUAAAAGGUCCACAGGAAAUGGGAAUAAUAACUUUUAUUUUGACAUUGACAAUCGUACCUUCAGUUGAUCCGCAAAACUUCAUUCUUUGAAUUGACUGUCAUUUUUAGUUCCUUGUCUCCGUCGGUCUGCUUUACUGCGCUAAAGCUAUUUUCAGUGUUUACCUAAUUUGAACUUCGUUUGCACCCUUCGAGAUGCUCGGUCAGAGCUGCAGAAUUAUUGUUUACCAGAACUGAUUUCUAUUUUCUUUUUCGAAACCUUGUGGACUAGAGAUAGGACGGAGAUUUUGAAAGGUUAAUUUAAGGUUAUCACUGAGUAUCCGAGAGUCUUCCCUAAAAAACUUUUUUUUUAAAAAAUUGUUAUCUAUUAAAUAACGUUUUUCAAACAACAUGAGCACAGUGUAUAAAUGGUUACAGUGGAAACUGUAGCCAACUAAUUUAAGAUUUCACAACAAUUUUCUUAGAGUUUUCUCAGCUGGAAUCAUCCCAAAUGACUGAGUUUAGUUUUGACUUCAAUUGCGGACUUGUACGUCCUUGAAAAAAAAGAAAGAAAAAAAGAGUCGGCUUCAUUUCCUUUCCCCUUCGUCUUAGAACUGAGAUUCAGUUAACAUGCAAUGUUUUUAUUUUCCCCACGGUACUCUGUCUUACAAUAUUAGUUAGAUCGAUAUAGGACGCUAAUAAACAUGACGGAUCUUGUCUUUAACGUAACCAUCCUUGAUUUAUCAAGUGUUUCGAAAUUUAGUACAUUUAUUGAUGAUAGUAAAUUACUCUAUCGUUUUCUUUACGUCAACCAAUAUUCAAAUUCAAAUGUGAAGGAAAGGUUGCAUUUUCUUCACUGACCAGCUUGUUGUUUAAGCCUCCAGCGAAACUAAAAAUGAAUCAUUGAAGAAAGGUAGUUCUUAUGCCAAAAAGUAAUGUGUACAAAGCAAAUUAAUGAAAAAUAAAAAAAUAAAAUAAAAAUUAAAGUUAAAAACGUACAUAUGCCGCGUCGCCAAAAACUUGGGUGCCUGCUACAGAAAUUCGGUUCCAGACAAACAGUGCUACAUCGCAAUUAGACAUUGUAUCGUAAUAUAAUCAUUAUUAAAAAAAAGAAAAAAACAUAUUGUAUUAUCAUUUUAUUUUCUAAAUAAAUAGUCUCAGCAUUAUCUUACGAUUUAUCUUUGGGUGUUAAUCCCUACAUAUUAGUCGAAUUUAUCGCGUUGAAUGAUCUACUGACCGCUACAUUAACAAAGUUCUUCGCUUCCUUAUCUCCCCGUGCCAACAAAUUUUGAAGUCGUAUUGAUGUCAUAAUUAUUAAAUUAAGUUAUUCUCAAGAUGUGGUUUUGUACCGACAUUUUUGUUUAACCAUUGUUUGCACGCACAUUUUCACUUUCCAGAAGGAAAUUCUUCUUCAAAGCGCGGCCAGCCUCGUGGGUCAGCUGGGAGAAGAAGGUCUUCAUCCGAGUCAAGCAUCUCUAUAGAGACAACCGUUUCUGGACUAAAUUUAAAAGGAGAACAGCUUGUUCCAGACUAUCCUCACUGGCGUCACCCUGGCAUGAGUGAAUGGGAUAUUAAUCAAAACACGUCUGAGGUAAAGUUUGAAACGCCUGAGCCAUCACGUGUUUUAAAAUUACUUUAUGGCAUGAUCAACCAUGAAUAUCCCAGCAAGAAAAUGUUAAGUUUUUAGCGUGUAUUGUCUCUUGCGUGCUGUAAUCUAGAGGCUUUAUUCUGGGUAUAAUGGUUGUGCUGGGUUUUGUGGAAUUAUAGGCUGAGAGUGCGGCGGCUUUCAAAUGAAAGCAUAAAUUAAUGGUUAGCCGAGUUCCACCUAGUUUUUGAAGGAUCGAAGGCUUUGACAACUGUUCGUCACAUCCCAGGGGGGACUCCCAUAUAAUAAUAGUGACGGGGAUGCUCUUCGUCUAGCCUUAAAGGGGCGGGGGUGUAAAUUGCAGAUUGUGGCCUCACUUAGGGUGUUUGGGACAGAAAGUCACUAUAUUUUCCCAUUAAGCUAUCGAUUAGAGCUUUGCGUAAAGAAUUUUACAAAAAAAGCCGUGAUGUCUGUUUUACUGUGAUGGUCUCCUUUUGGGGUCAUUUUACGCUUGAGCCACACACACAUUGGUAUCUCUUAGGGGAUUAAUAUCUAACUUUCCGACGAGCAUUCCCGUCACUUUUAUAUAGAAGUCUCCAUGGUGUACACAUAUAGGCUCUCAGUUUAAAUGAAUCCACUCAAGCAAACUGUAUCGAAACACCUUAACUCCUGGAGACAGCCACAACAAACCUCGCCCAAGACUUUACAUGAAGUGCACGUACUAUACAGCCUAACUUAUAUGUUAUUAAUUUAAUGUGUUUCAGCCUUGGUAUUUGGAGAACUGGGACAUGUAUUUUCCAGAGGGCGUACAGAAUGAGUUUGGAUACUUUGAAGGUCCGAGUUUUGCACUUACUAGAGAUCAGGAAAUCAUGUAUUCUGGUAAGAAUGAGUGAAUGCUAAUCGAGACUCGAUUUACGUUGUUUUCUGGAUGAACUCUCAGAGAGAUCCCAGGAAUACCAUGUCACAUCAUCCUUACAAAAACCAAAAAAAAAGAAAGAAAGAAAGAAGGAAAUGCAAGCAAGGUCAAACAGGUUGCCAAUUGAUCGGUUUAUUUCAAAGGCUUAGUUUUUUUCUUUGCAGCUGGUUUUAGAAAAGAUUUUAAUUAGUUAAAACGUUUUCCCUUAGCAGCUUAUAUAUACUCAAACCAUUUGCCUGUAAAUUGCUUUACAGAUGUCCAUGGUACAUGUCCUUUGCCUAGUUAUUUCAUUCAGGAUGGAUUUAAUGCAACUAUGGAAAGUGAGUUCUUGUUCUUGUUCUUGUUUCUCUUCUUCUUCUUGCUUCAGAAUCUGGCUCUAUACAAUUAAGUGCGCGUUCAUUAUGUGAACAACCUUUCUGCAAUGAUCUGUCCAGAUUAGGGCUGCCUCGGUCCCCGAGGACGUCGGAAUGUACAAUUUGAACACAAAGUAAAGGCUUUUUUUUAUCGUUUGUUUUACAGGUUGCUUCUUACGAAGACCCCCAGCGGAUGUCGUAAAUAUAUAAGUUGCUAUGUUACAUUAAGUUAAUAAGUUCUAAUGCGCCGUAACUAGAAACUCAAAGCUUUGAGGGAUGACGAGUUUCAUUUCAUUUCGACGACACCUUAAUUAAGGUCAAUUUCCUACAUUCCUCUUAAUAGGGUUACCACUUCGGCCUUAAUUUUUAGCUAAAUACCGCUAUUUAAAGGUUAAUUAAUUUUAAUAAUCUGUCAUAAUUUUAAAUAAAUUAUGGCAAUAUUAAGAUUAACCAUGCUUUACAGCUACAUCUGUAACGGCGAAAAUUAACCACUAAUAGUUUUUUAAAGACCAUAACGGAUAAACCGAGUUAGAUCCUCUUUGAACUUGCCACGCUACGAUGGUGAUAAUAAUAUGAUGAUAAUAAUAGUUGAGGCCUAUGAAAAAAUAUUAAUAAUUUGUAACUUUUUAAAUCGUUCACCAAGAGGUCUCCAUUUUAAACUAGGGAAAGUUGCUGUUAUAAUAAUUUUUUAGGGAGUUAUUAUGACUCCAAAAAUGGAGUAAAAAUUUAGGUACAGGAUAAACCCUUUUUGGGGGUUACUUUAACUUCUUAUUUAAAUCGAAAUUUGGGAUCAUUUUUUCUUCCUGAAAAAGAGUUCUUUUAACUCCCAGUCUGGAGUUAAAAUAACUCAGAAAAAUGGGGUUAUUUCUACUCCUUACAUAGGUUGUUUUUGGUCUUUUUGGAGUUACGUACUUUAACUCUGAAAGUGGAGUAAAAAUCUUAGGUACGGGAGUAUCUCCUUUUUUGGGAUUAUUUUAACUCCUCAAUAUUAACACCAAAUCUGGGGUGAUUCUUACUCCUGAAAAAGAGUUCUUUAAACUCUCUUUUGGAGUUAAAAUAACUCCCCAAAAAAUAACUCCACUGUAAGGAGUUAAAUUAACCCCACAAAAGGAGUUAUUAAUUGAAAAUUACUGUGUGCCCGGAAGAGUCUCCCAAGUUAAAUACUGGAUUAUGUGCCACCGUGAAGAUAAAGAAAUAAACUAAAUGAUUGAAGAUGAACUGAGCAGAUUGUUCUUUUGUGCAUAUUGUCGUUAAGUCUUGGGUGAGAUCUAUCAGAAAAUCUUCGGACUGAAAAACAACCAGUAUUUUUUGUUGAUGGGAGAGGGCUCCUGAGCACAGGCGGCUCUACCUAUACAGAAAAUAGAAGUACAAGUGUGGUAAGAUACUAAAGCGCAAGGCAUUAAGUAAGCGAGAAAUACCAUCUAAGUAUGUUUCAUUUCAACGAUAGUUAGUAC
Messenger RNA from Porites lobata, 7363 nucleotides. The record is from the annotation of a GenBank genome assembly. NCBI's taxonomy places the organism in Eukaryota, Metazoa, Cnidaria, Anthozoa, Scleractinia, Poritidae.